GUAUUCUUUUUUUUACAGAUAGCUAGUGCCAGCCUUGAGCUGGACUGCAGUAAUGACUACGGAUAUAUCCCUCGUCCGAUGGGACCCUACACAACAGCAAGAGAUUAUUGAAGACUAUGAAUACGAUGGCGGAAAUUCAUCAUCGCGACUUUUCGAACGAUCCAGAAUUAAAGCAUUAGCUGACGAACGAGAGAGCGUACAGAAAAAAACCUUCCAAAAAUGGGUUAAUUCACAUUUAGUAAGAGUAAAUACUCGAAUCGGAGAUUUAUAUGUCGAUUUGCGUGAUGGAAAAAAUCUUAUUAAAUUAUUAGAAGUUCUCUCAGGAGAACGAUUACCACGUCCAACCAAAGGAAAAAUGCGUAUUCACUGCCUAGAAAAUGUCGAUAAAGCAUUACAGUUUCUUCGAGAACAACGUGUACAUUUAGAAAAUAUGGGUUCCCAUGAUAUAGUUGAUGGAAACCCACGAUUAUCAUUAGGUCUUAUUUGGACAAUUAUUUUACGGUUUCAAAUUCAAGAUAUUACAAUUGAAGAAACUGUUAAUCAAGAAACAAAAUCAGCCAAAGAUGCAUUGCUUCUUUGGUGUCAAAUGAAAACAGCUGGCUAUCAUAAUGUAAAUGUUCGUAAUUUCACAACAUCAUGGCGAGAUGGUCUUGCAUUCAAUGCAAUCAUACAUAAACAUCGACCUGAUCUCAUACAAUUUGAAAAACUGUCCAAAUCAAAUGCCAUCUAUAAUUUAAAUAAUGCAUUUAAUGUAGCAGAAGAUAAAUUAGGUUUAACUAAAUUAUUAGACGCAGAAGAUAUUUUUGUCGAACAUCCAGACGAAAAAUCAAUAAUCACAUAUGUAGUCACAUAUUAUCAUUACUUUAGUAAAAUGAAACAAGAAACAGUCCAAGGAAAACGUAUUGGAAAAGUGGUUGGAAUUGCAAUGGAAAAUGAUCGUAUGAUUCACGAAUACGAAAGUCUUACCAGUGAUUUAUUACAAUGGAUUGAGGCAACCAUCACUGCAUUAGGUGAUCGACGAUUUGCUAACUCAUUAGUCGGUGUCCAACAACAACUUGCACAAUUUAGUAAUUAUCGAACAGUUGAAAAACCACCAAAAUUCGUCGAAAAAGGAAACUUAGAAGUUUUACUCUUUACAUUACAAUCGAAAAUGCGAGCAAACAAUCAAAAACCAUACACACCAAAAGAGGGUAAAAUGAUCUCUGAUAUUAAUAAAGCAUGGGAUCGUUUGGAGAAAGCAGAACAUGAACGUGAAUUAGCUUUACGCGAAGAACUUAUACGUCAAGAGAAAUUAGAACAACUUGCAGCACGAUUCAAUCGUAAAGCAAGCAUGCGAGAAACAUGGUUAUCAGAAAAUCAAAGACUUGUAUCACAAGAUAACUUUGGAUUUGAUUUGGCUGCUGUUGAAGCAGCUGCUAAGAAACAUGAAGCUAUCGAAACAGACAUUUUCGCUUAUGAAGAGCGUGUCCAAGCUGUUGUAGCUGUUUCACAAGAAUUAGAAGCUGAAAAUUACCAUGAUAUUGAUCGAAUAAAUGCUCGUAAAGAUAAUGUUCUUCGCUUAUGGCAUUAUUUAUUAGAAUUAUUACGCGCAAGACGUAUGCGAUUAGAGCUUUCGCUAAAUUUACAACAAAACUUCCAAGAAAUGAUCUAUAUAUUAGAUUCCAUGGAGGAAAUUAAACAACGAUUGCUUACCGAUGAUUAUGGCAAACAUUUGAUGGGUGUUGAAGAUCUUUUACAAAAACACUCACUUGUUGAAGCUGAUAUUAACGUACUCGGGGAACGUGUUAAAGGCGUUGUUUCCCAAUCACAACGUUUUCUCGAAGAUGAAUCAGUGGAAGGUUAUCGUCCAUGUGAUCCUGCAAUUAUAAUUGAACGUGUUCAACAACUAGAAGACGCAUAUGCAGAACUUGUACGAUUGGCUGUCGAACGGCGAGGACGACUUGAGGAGAGCCGAAAAUUAUGGCAAUUCUAUUGGGAUAUGGCUGACGAAGAAAACUGGAUUAAGGAAAAAGAGCAAAUUGUUACAGCUGGUGAUAUUGGCCACGAUUUAACAACAAUCAAUCUAUUGUUAUCAAAACAUAAAGCUUUGGAGAAUGAAAUCAAUAGUCAUGAACCACAACUAAUGGCAAUUGCAGCUGAUGGUGACGAAUUAAUUCGCCAACAACAUUUUGGUUCAGAUCGUAUUCAAGAACGUUUACAAGAAAUUUUGGAUAUGUGGAACCAUUUGUUAGAUUUAUCUGCAUUCCGUAGAAAAAGGCUAGAAGAAGCUGUAGAUUAUCAUCAAUUAUUUGCCGAUGCGGAUGAUAUUGAUAUUUGGAUGUUAGAUACAUUACGACUUGUUUCGAGUGAAGACGUUGGUCGUGAUGAAGCUAAUGUUCAAUCAUUACUUAAAAAACAUAAGGAUGUCACAGAUGAACUUAAAAAUUAUGGUUCUACAAUUGAAGCAUUACAUCAACAAGCAUCCCAACUUGGUCCACAAGAUACCAAAUCACCUGAAGUUGUUGAACGAUUGGCAUCAAUUGAUAACAGAUAUAAGGAGUUGUUGGAAUUAGCUAAACUUCGUAAACAACGUCUUCUCGACGCAUUAUCACUCUACAAACUAUUCUCUGAAAGCGAUGGCGUUGAACAAUGGAUUGGCGAAAAAGAUCGUAUGUUACAGACAAUGGUACCAGCCAAGGAUAUUGAGGAUGUUGAAAUAAUGAAACAUCGUUACGAUGGUUUCGAAAAGGAAAUGAAUUCAAAUGCUUCACGUGUAGCGGUUGUCAACCAAUUAGCCAGACAAUUAUUGCAUGUUGAGCAUCCAAAUUCAGAACAAAUUGUACAACGACAAAAUCAAUUGAAUCAAAAAUGGGCUGAAUUACGUGAAAAAGCUGAAGCUAAACGUGAUGAACUUAAUUCUGCACAUGGCGUACAAACCUUCCAUAUUGAAUGUCGUGAAACAGUUUCAUGGAUUGAAGAUAAGAAACGUAUCUUACAAUCUACAGAUAGUUUGGAAAUGGAUUUAACUGGUAUUAUGACAUUACAAAGAAGAUUAUCAGGAAUGGAACGCGAUCUUGCAGCUAUUCAAGCUAAACUUGAUGCACUUGAACAAGAAGCUGAUAAAAUUGAAAAGGAUCAUCCAGAUGAAGCUGCAGUUAUCCGUGAAAGAAUCACACAAAUUCAGAUCAUUUGGGAACAAUUGACACAAAUGCUUAAAGAACGUGAUUCUAAAUUGGAAGAAGCUGGUGAUUUACACAGAUUCUUACGUGAUUUGGAUCAUUUCCAAGCUUGGUUAACAAAAACACAAACAGAUGUUGCAUCAGAAGAUACACCUGCUUCUUUGGCUGAAGCCGAAAAAUUAUUAUCACAACAUCAAACUAUUCGAGAAGAAAUUGAUAAUUAUACUGAUGAUUAUUCAAAGAUGAUGGAAUACGGAGAACGUUUAACAGAGGAACCUCCAACACAAGACGAUCCACAAUACAUGUUCUUACGCGAACGUCUUAAGGCUUUAAAAGACGGAUGGGCUGAAUUACAUCAAAUGUGGGAAAAUCGACAACAAUUAUUAUCACAAUCACUUAGCUUGCAAAUGUUAGGUCGUGAUGCACGACAAGCUGAAGUAUUAUUGUCCCAACAAGAACACGUCCUUAGCAAAGAUGAAACUCCAUCCAAUCUUGAACAAGCUGAGAACUUAAUCAAACGUCAUGAAGCAUUCUUAACCACAAUGGAAGCAAAUGACGAUAAAGUAAAUUCAGUCGUUCAAUAUGCACAACGAUUAGUAAACGAAGGUCACUUUGAUAGUGAUAAGAUUGCUAAACGUGCUGAUAGUAUAAACGAUAGACGUAAUGCUAAUCGUGAAAAAGCCUUCCAACAAUUAGACAAACUUAAGGAUCUAUUAGAAUUGCAUCAAUUCUUACGUGAUUGUGAAGAAAUUGCUGAAUGGGUACAAGAAAAACAUAUUAUUGCACAAGAUGAAACAUAUCGAUCAGCUAAAACCGUACACUCGAAAUGGACACGGCAUCAAGCAUUUGAAGCUGAAAUUGCAGCGAACAAAGAACGAUUACAUAAAUUACAGCAAGCCGCUGAAGAAUUAAUCAAAGAGAAACCUGAAUUUGCUGAUUUAAUUUCACCAAAAGUAUCCGAAUUAGAUGAAACAUUUGAUGAUUUAGAGAAAACCACAAAAGAUAAAGGUGAACGUUUGUUUGACGCCAACCGAGAAGUUCUUAUUCAUCAAACUUGUGACGAUAUUGACUCAUGGAUGACCGAUCUUGAAAAGCAAAUUGAAAAUGAAGAUACUGGUAACGAUUUGGCAUCAGUCAAUAUUCUAAUGCAAAAACAACAAAUGAUCGAAACACAAAUGGCAGUUAAGGCUCGUCAAGUAUCCGAAUUGGAGAAUCAAGCUGAACAUUUACAAAAAACUGUCCCAGAAGAAAAGAUGGGUGAUAUUAAAGAAAAGAAGAUUCGUGUCGAACAACGAUUUGAGCAACUUAAAGCACCACUUUUGGAUCGUCAAAAACAAUUGGAAAAGAAAAAAGAAGCAUUCCAAUUCCGGCGUGACGUUGAAGAUGAAAAACUAUGGAUUGAUGAGAAAUUACCACAAGCUAAUAGCACUGAAUAUGGCAACAGUUUGUUUAACGUUCAUAUGCUUAGGAAAAAGAAUCAAUCAUUACGUAACGAAAUUGAUAAUCAUGAACCAAGAAUAAUGCUUAUUUGUAAUAAUGGCCAAAAAUUAAUUGAUGAAGGUCAUGAAUCAGCACCCGAAUUCCAAAAACUUAUUAAUGAACUUCUGGAAAAAUGGCAACAAUUGAAGGAAGCUGUUGAAAAUCGAAGAAAUAAAUUAUUACAAUCAGAAAAAGCACAACAGUACUUCUUUGAUGCAAAUGAAGCGGAAUCAUGGAUGAGUGAACAAGAAUUGUAUAUGAUGGUAGAGGAUCGUGGCAAAGAUGAAAUAUCUGCACAAAAUUUAAUGAAAAAACACGAAACAUUAGAAUUAGCGGUAGAAGACUAUGCUGAUACAAUUAGACAAUUAGGUGAAACUGCACAACAACUUAUUGCUGAAAAUCAUCCACAUAGUGAUCAAAUAGCUGUUAAACAAUCACAAGUUGAUAAAUUAUACGCUGGAUUAAAAGAUUUAGCUGGCGAACGACGUGCUAAAUUAGAUGAAGCAUUACAAUUAUUUAUGUUGAACCGUGAAGUUGGUGAUUUAGAACAAUGGAUCGCAGAGCGGGAAUUAGUUGCAGGAUCACAUGAACUUGGCCAAGAUUACGAUCAUGUUACAUUAUUAUGGGAACGCUUCAAAGAGUUUGCACGCGACACUGAAACUAUUGGCAGUGAACGAGUGGCCACCGUAAAUGGAAUUGCAGAUCAAUUAAUCAGUGUUGGACAUUCCGAUUCAGCCACAAUUGCUGAAUGGAAAGAUGGAUUAAAUGAAGCAUGGCAAGAUCUUUUAGAAUUAAUUGAAACACGAACACAAAUGCUAGCCGCAUCUCGUGAACUACAUAAAUUCUUCCAUGAUUGCAAAGAUGUAUUGUCUAGAAUACUUGAAAAACAACAUGCUAUUUCUGAUGAACUUGGACGUGAUGCUGGCUCUGUUUCUGCCUUACAACGUAAACAUCAAAACUUCUUGCAAGAUUUAAUGACUUUACAAUCACAAGUGCAACAAAUUCAAGAAGAAUCAGCUAAAUUACAAGCAUCGUAUGCUGGCGACAAAGCUAAAGAAAUUACAAAUAGAGAAGGUGAAGUUGUAGCAGCUUGGGCACAUCUACAAGCUAUGUGCGAUGCUAGAAAGCAUAAAUUAGCCGAUACUGGUGAUUUAUUCAAAUUCUUUAAUUUAGUUCGUAAUUUAAUGUUAUGGAUGGACGAUGUUGUACGACAGAUGAACACUUCAGAAAAACCAAGAGAUGUUAGUGGGGUAGAACUAUUAAUGAAUAAUCAUCAAAGUUUGAAGGCUGAAAUAGAUGCUCGUGAGGAUAAUUUUACAGCUUGUGUUUCUUUGGGUAAAGAAUUACUAGCUCGUAAUCAUUAUGCUAGUGCAGACAUAAAAGAAAAAUUGCUAGCCUUAACAAAUCAUCGCAACACAGUUUUACAUCGUUGGGAAGAACGCUGGGAGAAUUUACAACUCAUUUUGGAAGUAUAUCAAUUCGCUCGAGAUGCAGCUGUAGCAGAAGCAUGGCUUAUUGCCCAAGAACCAUAUUUAAUGAGUCAAGAAUUAGGUCACACAAUCGAUGAGGUUGAGAAUUUAAUAAAGAAACAUGAAGCAUUUGAAAAAUCCGCUGCAGCUCAAGAAGACAGAUUUAGUGCAUUGGAGCGAUUAACUACGUUCGAACUACGCGAAUUGAAACGACGUCAAGAACAACGAGAAGCUGAAGAACGAGCAAGGCUAGAAGCUGAAGAAGCUGCACGACAAGCAGCAUUAAAAGCUGCUUCACCUAGUCCCGAACCAACUGAUACAACUGACACCACACAAGCUGGUGCACAAGCGGUUGAAGAAGAAGGACAAGUGCAUGGAGCAACAUUGUCACGUGGUGGCCCUUCUAGACCCCAAUCAUUGGGGCAACGAAUCAGUUCUCCUACAACACCGCAAUCACAAACAUUACCACCAACUCCUUCAUCGAGAUCGGCAGAGAAGGAGAGCAGAAAGAAAGAACGAUCACGCAGCAAAUCACCAUUCCGCAGUUUUCGGUGGAAGAAAAGUCCAAAAAGUCCCGGGUCUCAAUCCGGUGCGGUUAGUGAUGAUGAAGAACGACCAAGUCCUACCGCCGAUGAUGAAGAUUUUGAAGGCAAUCUUGUUCGAAAACACGAAUGGGAAUCAACAACCAAAAAAGCAUCAAAUAGAUCAUGGGAUAAAGUUUAUAGCUGCCUUAAAGGUUCUAUGUUAGGAUUCUAUAAAGACAGUAAGACUGCUAAAUCAUCACCAGAACAAUUCUUCAAAGGUGAACAACCACUGGAUCUAGUUGGUGCAACAGUAAAAGUAGCAGAUGAUUAUACAAAGAAGAAGCAUGUGUUUAGACUUAGAUUAUCUAAUGGAGCAGAAUUUUUAUUCCAAGCUCAUGAUGAUGCUGAGAUGAACACAUGGGUUCAAAGAAUUUCAGCCCAUUGUGAAAGUAGCUUUGCUGGACCGUCUAGAUCACAAACGUUACCUUCAAGUGGUCAAAAGGAUGAGCCAAAACGUCGCAGCUUCUUUACUCUUAAGAAAAAUUAAAUACAGUUAAUAAACGGAUCCUAGCAACAUAAAAAUUUGAACGCAGGUACACUUAAGUUAAAAAAAUUAAGAAUAUAAUAUAUUCCAUCGUUAAUAUUUAAAAAAAAAUAAUGUUGAUGCAUUUUAAGUUUAACUAAUGUGUCCCUAAGUUUAUAAUUAAACUCUAUUGUAUAGAUAAAAAAAAAUGUCGCUAUAUAUAAAAAUUAUUAAUAUGUAUGUGAUUUUAAAAACCAAACAUUUUAAAGAAUCACACAUUUUCUUGCAAUAUUACAAACAAACAAAAAAUGAUGAAAUGACACCUGAAAAAAAAUAUACUGAAAAUGUUCAAACCAUUUUCAAUAUGUGAUUUUAAUUUAUUAUUGGUGUCGAAUGAAAGCUCUGUUAUUACACACAAAAAAACUUCUUUUACUU
Messenger RNA from Chrysoperla carnea, 7588 nucleotides. It is a transcript of the gene beta-Spec, whose product is annotated as spectrin beta chain. Gene Ontology annotation, biological process: actin cytoskeleton organization; neuron development. Bases 53 to 7177 code for a protein of 2374 amino acids. The record is from RefSeq and is a predicted model, not a curated record. The transcript has 18 exons. Lineage: Eukaryota; Metazoa; Arthropoda; Insecta; Neuroptera; Chrysopidae. Gene Ontology annotation, cellular component: cell junction; cell projection; cortical actin cytoskeleton. Gene Ontology annotation, molecular function: structural constituent of cytoskeleton; phospholipid binding; actin filament binding.